UUUGCGUAAUCUUGAUGCAGGGUAAGCAAAGAGGUGUUCGUGUACGAGUACUAGGUAAGUAGCUGCGAGCCAGUGAUCAGCCUGACCACUACGGGUGGUUUAUCCGGGAGGGAUCAAUUUAUCUAGUCCUGCUACUACACCUAUGGAUGUGAAGUUACUAUGCGUACGUAUGCUAAUGCCGUGGUGGUCAUCCCAGGGUUCCUGGACCCUGUUAUCUUCGCCCUUUGCCCUUUUCAUCCCCUCGACGAUGGAGGGUCUGAUUGGAAAGCAAAGGGGGGCAGAGUCAUCCGGGGUAAAUUUCUUGUUUCUCAUAAGGCUGAGUGGUGAAUUUCGGCUAUUUGGUGCUCAGUGCUCACCCUCACCGAAAUGCCUCGAAGGUUCCUCCUCUUCACUUCUACCCCCAAACAACCCCCCCAGAUUAUUCCCCAACCAGCCCUAAGACCAAUAAACUCAAAAAGUCCGACCACAUCGAAGCAUACUGUAUGAGCAAAUUUAGCUCCAAUUCCCCAAU
This is a messenger RNA of Aspergillus japonicus CBS 114.51, 511 nucleotides long. RefSeq lists its product as uncharacterized. NCBI's taxonomy places the organism in Eukaryota, Fungi, Ascomycota, Eurotiomycetes, Eurotiales, Aspergillaceae. The transcript has a single exon. The coding region runs from base 143 to 439 and encodes 98 amino acids. The record is from RefSeq and is a predicted model, not a curated record.